AUGACAAUUAACAAACUGGUUUGGCCAAGACGCGAGGCCAAGCCUGUGGAGAGGCGGCCUCAGCGGCCUGGCUCUGGCGGGGGCUUCGCUCUGGGCCCCAGCGCGGCGCCACAGGCGACGCUGCCGUGUGUGGAGCGCUGCUCCUCCUCCUGCAGCGGGCAGGGAAUCCGCCCAAGAUUCCAGAGGGGUGACUACCACAUCGACGUGUGCAUCAACGACUAUCUGGAUGUGUUCUGCCCUCACUACGAAGAUUCAGUGCCAGAAGAUAAGACCGAACGCUAUGUUCUUUACAUGGUGAACUUUGAUGGGUACAGCUCCUGCGACCACACCUCCAAGGGAUUCAAGAGGUGGGAGUGUAACCGGCCACACUCCCCAAAUGGACCGUUGAAGUUCUCAGAAAAAUUCCAGCUCUUCACUCCCUUCUCACUAGGAUUUGAGUUCAGGCCAGGCCGGGAAUAUUUCUACAUCUGUGAGUAUACAGAGAUUUAUCGUUUUUGCAUAGCAGGUGUAAGCAACACAGCUAAUUUUUCACCUCUGCUCUGUGGAAACACAGAGGGGCCAAACGGUGUGUGA
This is a messenger RNA of Tinamus guttatus (white-throated tinamou), 573 nucleotides long. Lineage: Eukaryota; Metazoa; Chordata; Aves; Tinamiformes; Tinamidae. The record is from RefSeq and is a predicted model, not a curated record.